AGCCGUUGUGCAAUUUGUGUCACAGAAUUUGGAGACAGCAUAAGUUUGAAAGUGAAAUAAUAAUGGUAGGAUUGAUGGGUUGGGGAUCAGUUCCAGUGCAAGGUUGGAGGAAAGGGCCCUGGACUCCUGAAGAGGACAAGCUUCUUUCUGAAUAUGUCAGCUCCCAUGGCGAGGGAAGAUGGAGCUCUGUUGCUAGAUGUUCAGGGUUGAAUAGGAGUGGCAAGAGCUGUAGGUUAAGGUGGGUGAAUUACCUGAGGCCUGGUCUUAAGAGAGGCCAUAUAACCACAAUGGAAGAGGGCAUCAUCAUAGAACUGCAUGCCAUUUGGGGUAACAAAUGGUCCACCAUUGCCAGAUACUUACCAGGGAGAACGGACAACGAAAUAAAAAACUACUGGAGAACCCACUUCAAGAAAAACCAAAAACAACAAAAGCCAAAAGCUCAACAACAUCUAGAACCAAAACUGCAGCAGCAGCAGCAACAGGAAGAUCAUGAGAUCAAAUUGGAGAAUGGAAAAAUGGGUGAAGCACAAGGGAAGCAAGAGGCGAUUUCCAUGGAGGACCAAUGCUUGCCUGUGAUGUAUCAAGAGAUUGACGAUCAUCAAACAAGGCAACAGGUGGCCUCCAUGUACCCCACUAUACUGGAAGAUCAGUGCUUGCCUGUGACGUAUCAAGAUCAUCUGCAGGGAGAGGAUCAAGGCCUGUGGGGUGGCUUGUGGAACCUGGACGACACUAGAGAUCACACUAUUUCUGGCGGAGGGAACUCAUCACAAAACUAUUACAUUGGAGGCUACAUUUUCUAAGCAUUUCAGCUAAAUUAUUUAGUUCUAACUUAUUAAAGAAGUCGACAACUAUAUGUUAGACCAUUGGUUUGCAAGUAUUCGUAUAAAUCAUCUUAUUUUGGACUCUAGGCUUUGGAUGAAUAAUAAGAUCAUAAUUUA
Messenger RNA from Vitis riparia (riverbank grape), 938 nucleotides. Its product is annotated as myb-related protein 340-like. Gene Ontology annotation, cellular component: nucleus. The coding region runs from base 63 to 800 and encodes 245 amino acids. NCBI's taxonomy places the organism in Eukaryota, Viridiplantae, Streptophyta, Magnoliopsida, Vitales, Vitaceae. The record is from RefSeq and is a predicted model, not a curated record. The transcript has 3 exons. Gene Ontology annotation, molecular function: DNA-binding transcription factor activity; sequence-specific DNA binding. Gene Ontology annotation, biological process: regulation of DNA-templated transcription.